Molecule: messenger RNA, 1773 nt
Organism: Exophiala bonariae
Lineage: Eukaryota; Fungi; Ascomycota; Eurotiomycetes; Chaetothyriales; Herpotrichiellaceae
Exons: 7
Coding region: 1-1773 (590 amino acids)
Source: RefSeq, a predicted model, not a curated record
AUGGCCAAACAUUCUUUACUUCUUCUGUCAACUCUAGCAUUGAAUACCUACGCUUCAAGCCCUGUAUCUCCACUUACAGAUGAGCCACUCAUAGGAUCGGCCUACCUCCCUGCCGCAAACAGUUCAUUUUCAGCUUUCGAUGAUGCCCGAGCGAAGGCGAAAGCAUGGAUAGAUCAAGCCGUCGCCACUGGAGAAUCUGAGUAUGGCGCAAUCGAUACUCAAGAGACUUCCUUCUCGGUAUCUGUGUUUUCCACUAACAGCAACGAAACACUCUUCACCUACCACUACGAGGCUCCUUUAUUGAAUGGGUCGUAUACCCGUGGUAAACUCACAGACGAUACAAUCUACCGUACUGGAAGUAUCGGAAAGUUGCUUUCGGUUUAUCAGUUCCUGGUGGAUGUUGGAGACAAUGUCUACGUGGAUCCUAUCACGAAAUAUAUUCCCGAAUUGGCGAAUGCGCCUUACGAUAAUCCGCUAGAGCAAGUGAACUGGAAUGAAAUCACUCUUGGCUCUCUUGCAGCACAGAUGUCCGGUCUUGGUCGCGAUUUCCGUCUAGCAGACUAUGCUGUUGGAAGUAUCGGUAGUCCAGAUCAGGAGGACUCUGUGGCGCUUGCCAUCGAGAAUGGGUUCCCGCCACCAAUCCUUGCGAUUCCUCCUACCUGUGCUUAUUACUCAUAUGAACUUCCCACUUGUGACCGAGCAACCUACCUCCAGGGAUUGAUCGAACAUCCAGUCGUAUUUCCUUCGUACACCAAAGCAGCAUACUCGAAUAUCGCCUAUCCCCUUUUAAUGAUGGCUUACGAGAAGAUAACGGGCCGUUCAUUCAAAGAUGGCUUCGAUAGUGUCUACAGAGAUCGUAUCGGAAUGAUCUCAGCCUAUGCUGAUUCCCCACCUAAGGAUGUUGAUGCGGUUAUUCCCUAUAAUGACACUUACGCAACCUUCACUUUCAGCAUUGGACUUCAGUGGCCUGCCGGCGGGCAAUAUCUAUCUACUCGCGACUACCAACAAUGGGGCAGAGCUAUCCUUCAAAGUUCUCUGCUGCCAAAAGUCAUGACUCGACGAUGGCUCAAACCUCAAUCUGUCACUGGACAGUGGGCGAGCGAUGUUGGUGCACCGUGGGAAAUCUUCAGACUUCCGAUUCCUGUGGAUCCCACUCUAAACACGACUCGAAUUGUCGACAUUUAUACAAAGGGCGGUGAUGUGGGAGUCUACUCCACUGCGUUCGGACUCGUUCCCGAUCAUGACAUUGGUUUUACUGUUUUGGCAGCAGGAGCAGCACCGAAUCCUCAGGUUCAACCACUUAAAUCACUGAUUGCUGAGCUCUUCAUCAACGCCGCAGAAGCCGCAGCCAAAGAGCAAGCACGAAACGCGUUCACCGGGACUUUUGUGUCAACUGAUCCCAACCUGAACUCAUCUAUUACUUUGGAAGUUGAUUCCGGACCUGGUGUGGUUAUCACAGAAUGGAUCAGCAACGGUACUGACUUCAAGAAUUCUCCCCUUAUAGGCGCUGUUGAUGCCCGCCUUUAUCCCUCCCACCUGGAACGUGCCGGAGAGAAUGGAGCCGUCUGGCAAGGUUUCCGUGGACUGUUCCUUCCUGAGCGUCUGCCCGAGGAAGAAAACUUGUGGCCACAGUACAAGGAUACGUGGUAUUUCCCGGACAGCCGGAUCUACGACAACAGAGCUUCAGACGGCUUCAAUGUGGAAUUUGAUCGCAAUGGUAUCGUGCAGACGAUUGAGUCGCACUCGCUUAGGAUCAAACUCAAGCGGGAGUAA